Messenger RNA from Maylandia zebra (zebra mbuna), 2157 nucleotides. Lineage: Eukaryota; Metazoa; Chordata; Actinopteri; Cichliformes; Cichlidae. The record is from RefSeq and is a predicted model, not a curated record.
GAUACCAUGACUAACCGAGCUGUGGCUAUUAAAGUGAACAAGAGCCGCCCUGAUAUUCUGCAACAGGCGAAAUUGGAAAUUUUCAUCCUGGAGCAGCUGCGAAGGUUGGAUUCAGAUGCCGCCAACAUUGUUCAAUGGGACGGCUUUUUUCACGACGGAGAGCGGGUUUGCCUGAAAUUUGAACUCCUUGAUCAAUGCCUGAGGGACUACAUAUGGGACCGGAAAAACCACUGUCUCCCCAUAAGCGAAGUCAGGCCAAUUUUAGGUCAACUGACAAAUGCUCUGUCCCACCUGGGUUCUGUGGGAAUGGUGCACGCUGACCUCAAACCUGGAAACAUCAUGGUUGUAAACCGCCAUGAGUCUCCCAUCAAAGUCAAACUUAUAGACUUUGGCCUCGCAUGUCCUGCGUCUGCAGUGAUGCCUGGUGACCGUGUGGGGACGGUUGGUUAUUGUGCACCUGAGGUUAUGCUUGGCCUUCCUUACAAUGAAGCAAUUGACAUGUGGUCUCUGGGGCUGGUAGCUGUGGAGCUUGCUACAGGGCUGCCACUCUACCCUGGAAAUGAAGACUAUGAUGUUUUGAAAUUCAUCAUAGAGACUCAGGGUCAGCCACCAGAUCAUGUUCUAGACUCUGGCGUCUACACUGAAGACUAUUUCAUUGAAGACAAAGACAAGCAACAGCGCUGGACAUUUAAGACUGACCAACAAUUUCAGUAUGAGACAGGAUAUGAGUCCCUGGAGACAAGAUGCAUAAAACUGACGCGUCUGGAUGACCUUGAACAAAUAAUAAUGUUUAGACGAGGACCAGAAGCUGGCCAACGCUUAUUUGUCAGCUUAAUUAAACAGAUGUUGGCCUUGGAUGCACACCAGCGGAUAACACCCUCUCAGGUUCUCCGGCAUCCCUUUUUCAGCCCUAAGAGUUCCCUGUGCAUUGACAUGAGUGCUGAAAUAUCACAAAACCCUGUGGUCUUUCAGCACCCUUCAAACUUGGAAAGCAAGAGAUCACAGAAAAUCAACUGCAGUUUUCAAAACUCGGUUGAAUUUUCUCAGCAAGUAUUCGUCCACACAUCAGCCAGUCCAUCAUUCAGCUCAGAUGAGCUUGAAUUAGUUAAAGGGAGCAUUUUGGGAAAGCACUACAAGGUAGAGGCUUUCCUCGGAGAAGGGGGCUUUGGUAUUGUAGCCAAAUGUCGCGACACAACAACCAACCAAGCUGUUGCCAUUAAAGUCAACAAGAGCGACCCUGAUAUUCUGCAACAGGCACAUGUGGAAAUUUUCAUCUUGGAGCAGCUGCGAAGGUUGGAUCCAGAUGCCGCCAACAUUGUUCAAUGGAACGGCUUUUUCCACGACGGACAGCGGGUUUGCCUGAAAUUUGAACUCCUUGAUCAAUGCCUGUGGGACUACAUAGGGGACCGGAAUAAACAGGGUCUCCCCAUAAGCGAAGUCAGGCCAAUUUUAGGUCAAAUCACAAAUGCUCUGUCCCACCUGAGUUCUGUGGGAAUAGUGCACGCUGACCUCAAACCUGGAAACAUCAUGGUUGUAAACCGCCAUGAGUCUCCCAUCAAAGUCAAACUUAUAGACUUUGGCCUCGCAUGUCCUGCGUCUGCAGUGAUACCUGGUGACUUUGUGGGGACGGUUGGUUACUGUGCACCUGAGGUUAUGCUUGGCCUUCCUUACAAUGAAGCAAGUGACAUGUGGUCUCUGGGGCUGGUGGCUGUGGAGCUUGCUACAGGGCUGCCACUCUACCCUUCGGAGAAUGACUAUGAUUAUCUGAAAUUCAUCAUAGAGACUCAGGGUCAGCCACCAGAUCAUGUGCUAGACUCUGGCGUGUACACUGAAAACUAUUUCAUUGGAGACAAAUACAAGCAACAGCGCUGGACAUUUAAGACGGAAGAACAAUAUAAAGGCUCUGUUCCAGGGACAGGACAUGAAUCCCUGGAGACAAGAUACAUAAUACUUACACGUCUGGAUGACCUUGAACAGCUAAUGAUGUUUAGACGAGGACCAGAAGCGGGCCGACGCUUAUUUGUCAGCCUAAUUAAACAGAUGUUGGCCUUGGAUGCACACCAGCGGAUAACACCCUCUCAGGUUCUCCGGCAUCCCUUUUUCAGCCCUGGCCUCUCUAAAAGGUUCCCAUGUAUCAACAUUGAAAGACCAUACUGA